Messenger RNA from Lethenteron reissneri (Far Eastern brook lamprey), 1578 nucleotides. It is a transcript of the gene ENTPD5, whose product is annotated as ectonucleoside triphosphate diphosphohydrolase 5 (inactive). NCBI's taxonomy places the organism in Eukaryota, Metazoa, Chordata, Hyperoartia, Petromyzontiformes, Petromyzontidae. Gene Ontology annotation, molecular function: hydrolase activity. The record is from RefSeq and is a predicted model, not a curated record.
CACCGACCCCCGCCGUGCGGCGUCGUCGUCGUCCUCCGCUGGAGCUGAAGCCGCGGACCCCGCGACCCGCGGAACUCGCCGGGGAGGCCCCGCUCAUGUUCCCGCCCUACGUCAAGGUGGUGCGGACGUUGCAGAUGGAGAUGAAGAGGUGGCGGCUUCGCCCGAGCGCCUGCGCGCUGUUGCUCGGCUCAGCGCUGCUCGUGCUGCUCUUCUACGUGGGGCUGUGGUGCAGCGCCAGCAUGGGCCUCCCCGAUGCCGAGCUGCGUCUCGACCCCAGCGAAGACGGUGCCGCGGCCGCCCAGGGGAGGAUGUUCUAUGGCAUCAUGUUCGACGCCGGAAGCACAGGCACCAGGAUCCACGUGUUCAUUUUCAAGCAGCUCAACAAAGCCAACCUGCCGGAGCUGACAAGUGAAGUGUUCCUUUCCGUGAAGCCUGGCCUCUCGGCAUACGCUGACCACCCAGAACAGAGUGUGCAGUCCAUAGAGGAGCUGCUGGCCAAAGCAAAGAAGGCCAUCCCUGAGACACAGUGGCAAGAAACCCCUGUGGUGCUGAGGGCCACGGCAGGCCUGCGCCUUCUACCUGGCCGGAAAGCCGAUGUUUUGCUAGAGCAGGUGCGAAAUCUGUUUGACAGGUCCCCAUUCAAAGUGCCAAAGAACAGUGUGGAGAUCAUGGAUGGUGCAAAUGAAGGUAUUUCUUCAUGGAUCACAAUUAACUUUCUUCUCGGAAUUCUACGAGGGCCAGAAGACAAGUUGUUUGGAAUACUUGACCUCGGAGGCGGCUCCACGCAGGUUACAUUUUUGCCCCAGAAGCAGUCGGCUUCGGAUGCAGAUGUAACAUCCUUCAAAAUGUUUAACAAAACGUUCAAGAUUUAUUCCCAUAGUUACCUGGGUCUGGGUUUAAUGUCGGCAAGACUGGCCAUUCUGGGAGGAGAUCCAGGGGAAGCAGGCGGAAGGCGGUUGCUGAGUCCUUGCCUUCCCUCUGACUACAAGGGCGAGUGGAAACAGUCAAGCGUCACCUACUUGAUCGGGGGACAGAAAGGCGCCAGCUUUAGCCUGUGUGCAAUGAAAGUUGAGAAGAUGCUGUCAGGGAAAGUGGAGCAGCCUGGAGGCAUUCACCAGCAACACUUCUACGCCUUCUCCUACUACUUUGACAGAGCUGUCGAGUCUGGCCUCAUUGCACCAGAAGGCGGCACUUUGAAAGUUGGUGACUAUGAAGACAAAGCCAAAAGCGUUUGUGAUGGCAAGCAGGCCAUCAAGGGUGCCGACCCCUUUCUCUGCAUGGACCUAGCAUAUAUCGCAGGUUUCUUGCAGAAGGGCCUGGGCUUCAGCAGAGACACUCCUCUGCAGUUGGCCAAAAAGAUAAACAAUGUUGAGACUGCCUGGGCUCUGGGAGAGACGUUUCAUUUCAUCGAUUUUAUGCGCUAAAGACUCAUGAUGCAAUCGAUUCUGCUAAGCCAAUGUGGCGUUUUGUUAAACUACAUGUAAUGUAAAAAUUCCGAAACACCAUCACGUGUUGUUGUAUAUUUGUGCAUCUAAGUCUAAGAAAACUCCAUUUACACAGUUCUUUUUUUAAAGAAAA